AUGGAUGAAAGAUAGACGGAGAGUGACCGAGAGAGAGAGAGAGAGAGAGGGAAAGAGAGAGAGAGAAAGAGAAAGAUAGUUAGACAGAGAGAUAAGGUAUAUACUCUCGAAAAAAGGGUAUAUCGAUCGGGUUGGUCCGGGACCAUCGGCUGGCACGCCACCACACGAUUUUCGUGGUGGCUCCGUUCUCUCUCUCUCUCUCUUCCCCUCCCUCCCUCUCUCCUCUCUUGCUUUCUCUCUGUCUCUCUUUCUCUCUCCCCUGCCUCGACCCCUCUCUCGUUCUCUCCUUGUCCAACGCACCACCGGCAUCGUGUGCACAUCGCGCUUUUUCCCACGCGCCGCCGGCUCGCUUUUCCUACCCGAUCCCGAACCUCGAGUCGCGGCACAGGUGUCGCUCGAAAGCUCCUUGCGCGCUUCGGACGUCGACGCGCCGCGCCGGUGUCUCUUCCUCGCGGGACAAGCGCCGGUCGGUCCCCGGUGAGUCCCCGAGUCGUCGCACCACUCGAUUCGACGUGUGUCGGUGUUAGUGCUCUCUCGCCGGCGACACCUCCGUCUCCGUAAGAACCGUCGUAAAUUUACCCCGAAUGUAUUGUCUCGCCACGAGAGACUCGUCUUUAGCGCGGUGAGGGAUUUUUCGUAAGUUUCUGCGAGUGUACACGCAGACCCUCGGAGAUCCGACGAUAUCUCCACCCUCUUCGUCCGGCGCGAUUUCCGCGAACACCGUUUCUGUGACGAUAACGAAAUAUUGAAAGUGACGUUUCUCAGACGGGAGAGUGUUGUCGGCGGCUUCGCCGGGAAGAGAUUGAUCGCCGCCGUCGCCUCGGACAGCCCUCCCCUCCCCUCCACCCCCCCCGUCGUUUCUCGACGAAGAAGUCUCGCAGUAUAACGUGCAGUUAGACUCGCGCAGGUCGUUAGUGGCGCACGGUUUAUUCUCGCGUGCGUGAAAGUGGACGUUAAUGGACGUUAGCGGGUAAGACGCGAGUAAAACGUCCCCGAAGAAAAUUCCAUCAAAAAUUCGCUCUCACCUUGAGCACGUUGUAUUAGUUCUCUUGUGUAACGAGAUGUCUCGCGAGAAACGUCAUUAUUAACUCUCCUCUUUGCAUCGGACGCGCGUAUUAACGAACGCUUUGCGCCAGCACGUUUCUUACGUCGCGGAAAACGUGCGAGUUAUUUCGAUCUGUAAGGCGAUCGAUUAGAUAUCGACAGGAAAUCGAUCACGAGAGCAGUGGGGUAUCGCGACACGAGGUGCGGGAACGGAGUAAUUCCGAAUUCAAAUCCCGAUCGGGACUCCUUCGAUUUUUACUACUCGCGGCCUGAUACUCCCGAUACAGCCACGGGGGCGAUCUCUCGCGCGUGUUCGCCGCGAGUGCGUGUCGGCGAAGAGAAGGGGAGGGAAAAAAAAAGAAAGAGAAAAAAAAAGAGCAUAAAUAUACCCGGCGUGCACAAUAAAGUAGCCCCCGUCUUCUCCCUACCCCGCCGCCCCUUCCGGCUGUCGGCCUCUCUUUCCGUCUUACACGCGCCGCGCCGCGCCGCCGGUGUGAUCCCCCCCCUUUCAGCGUGUUGGCCGUGUGGAUCGAUAUAGCGUAGGAGGAUCGCCACGGCGCGAGAAAGAAAUCGAAGAGCGAAGUUCAAGAACCAGUUGAAUGUCGGUUAUGUAAAUGGUUAUGCCGACGGCGUCGCGUCGCGGUGAUCCGACGCGUUCGAGGCGACGACGACGACGACGACGACGACGACGACGCCGGUGACGAGUUCUCGCUUCCUCAAACGUCCGUCGUCUUAUCGUUCCGUUUGCCGCUUCGUUUGCCGAAGGAAAAUUAUCGUACAUCUGGGAAAACGUGAUUUCGAGUAACCGCGGCGGAACGCGCUCACUUACCCCUCUCCGAAGUGACACUCGAGCGAAAUAUUUUCCAUUCGGUUUCUCUUUGCGCCUUGAAAGAGGGAGAACGAAACGGCAUCGUGGUUCACGGAUCGCUUCAGUUUUAGGUUUUCAUUUGUUUCAGAAUAGUCUUAUCGAUUUGCCGUAUUGCUAGAUGUUACAUAUUUGACAUAAAUACGUACGAAACCGUUUACUCUAACUUUGAAUAUGCGAGACGCGCGAAGAGUGUGAGUUUUAAUGCGAAAUCGGAGCGAGUGCUGAAAUUCCGUUGAUAAAACGUCAAACGUGAAAGAAUUCAAUUAGAUUCCCACGGCGAGCGGAAUGCACCGGCAUCAGACGAGCCAGAAAUCAAAUAGUUUCUUCUGUUGCGCGCCUCUCCCCUCCCCCUCCCCCCUCCGUGUGUAUUGAAAGUUUCUCCCGUGGAUGCAUUAAUGCCCUUUGCAACAGAUGCGCUUAAACGGGCAAUCGAAUGUAUUUUGCGAGCAAACAAAUGCCGCGCCGCGCGGUUCUAUCCCGGGGUUGAUCCUCAUUAUUCUUUCACGUCGAACAAUUCCGCUUUGUCGGCCUUGACGCGCGCGCGUAUACACGUGAUUUUUGAGUUAAACAUCGCGAGCCAACAAAUCGAGGGCACGUCUAUUGAUACCGCAAACAGCCGAGCGAUUUAGAUGCUUGCGCGUUCAACUAGUUAUUUCCAACGGAUUCCCGCGUUUGCUGCUGGAUAUCGGGUAAACGUCAGAUCUCCGCUAAUCUCUGCACGCGGCGCGUGUGUGUAACGUUACGAGGAAGGUAGCGCAAAAGAUGUAGAGGGAAACAGAGUGAGAGAGAGAGAGAGAGAGAGAGGGGGGGGGGAGCAAAGAGUGGUGUUGGGACGAGCCAAAGUGUCAUUUGUGAGGGAAAAAAAUCGCCGGGCGCGGUUAAGUGUUAAGUGGCGUGUGUAAGGGUGUUAAGUAACCCGUGGCGUGAUAGGACGUAGUUAAUCUCACGUGUGUACGUAGAAACGAUCGGUCCGCUUUCUUUGCGGCUUCGAUACGCCAUUAGCGGGGGCGCCGGGGCGCCGUUUAAACGCCGAUGUUUUACUUACAGGGAAAAAUUGCCGGUAUUAGUCCGGCUUCCUUUCGCCCUCUUCCGCCCGUCCGGCCCUUCACGCAACUCGCCCUUCGUACCCCGCGCGUAAUCGCGUUUCCCGAUAACGGCGAUAAUUUAUUAGUCGCACAGUCACGUGGCCCUCGCGACUCGCGUCGGCGAGUAAAAACAGUGGUGAUCGUUUCGUGAUCUUUCAGGAGGACGGAACGGGGUGAGAAUCGGCGCACGGCAGAAUGAGAGAGAUCGCCAGUCACCGAUCGAGCAGGGACCCGCCGGCCCUUCGCACGAGAGAUGGUUUUUAGAAGGAAGAGGGCAUGACGCACCGAACUCAUGCAGUGGCGAAAACACGUGCGCAUCAAGUACGGUGGUCGAGUCGGUGUCGGUCAAGGACAGCGGGAGCGGGAGCAGCUGCAGGUGCGCGUGGUGCAGCUGCAGCGGGAAGGGGGCGCACGACUCAGCUACGUCUGUCAUCAGCCUCAACUCUCGUCGACGGCUCGCCGCAGCUGCAGCGCAGCAGCCAUGCUCUGCUGCGGCCGCAGGAAAGAGGGCCGGGGGGAAGUGACAGACAUAAGCGCAAGUCCUGGGAGGCAGGCACCUGCCAACCAGUUGCGCCCCAAGGAACCACCCCCCAUGGUCAUUCAAGGAGACUUCAGGAAGGUGAGCGGGAUCAGUACAGAGAUCUUCAAGCAGAUCGAGACUGUCGAAAACGAUCAUGACGCAUCGACAGCGGCGGCUCUCGAAGCUGUUGAGCGGAGAGGCGAGAUGGUCGUGCGUGUCAUCGAGCCUCGGCAAAUGGGUAGACAGGCUUCCGAGGCGGCGAAAAAAUUUAUUGCUAUGCAGGAUCCUAAGCAUCCCAUCCACUUCGUCGAGAUAAUCAAACGACCGGGACAGACCCUCGGCCUCUACAUACGCGAGGGCAACGGCAUCGACAGGAACGACGGAGUCUUUAUCUCCAGGAUAGCCCUGGAGACCGCCGUGUACAACAGCGGCUGCUUGAAAGUAGGUGACGAGAUCCUGGCGGUGAAUCUGGUCGAUGUGACGCACAUGAGCCUGGACGAUGUCGUGAUCAUCAUGUCGAUACCAAGGCGACUCGUCCUGGCCACGAGGCACGGCCCGCAUCAGCCGGUCUCCCAUAGCCGCCAGAAUGAGCACAAGGCGCCGCCCGUGGUAGUCAUCAAGAGGGAAUUGAACGAGGACGAGAAUGACCACGCGACAAGUAAUCACGUCAGAGAUGGAGCUAGCCGUAGACGAGGUGACGGGCGCGAAAUGUUGCCGUCGCGAUCGAGACUCGGUCUCACGGGUUUGGGAUCGAGCCAGGAUCUCGGAUCGAGCAACGGCGAUCUGUAUUACAAUUCACGACCGGAGGGCCACUGGUCCUACCAACCGCCACCACCGCCGGUCAUCACGCACCAGCCGAAACCUUCGUCGACGCAACACUUUCAGCCGUAUGAGCGCGGUUAUCCGAAGACGUUGGAGAGCCUGGCCGAAAAAGUACACCCCUUCUACACGGGGCCCAUGAUGUCUUCGAACGGCAGCCGACGUAUGUCGACGGGUGGCGGAAUGCAAUCAGUCGGCGGCAGAUUGUCGGGCCAAACCACGCAGUCUACCCAUUACGGCUAUGGCCAGCACACCGGAAGCGGAAGGAUCAUGCCGAGGAGUGGUUCCGACCAGCACCUACCCCGAGUCGAUUACACGAGCAUCACGACGCCGGCGCGACAUACCCUUCUUAGAUCCAGCUUGAAAUCAGGUACGUCAGCAUUACGUUACAACCCGAGGUACGGACAGACUGACGUAACGUCCGCCGCGCAGAGACAAGGACAAUUUGGCACCCUGACGAGGCGGCAUCGACCGUCGUUGGACUAUGCCUCCGACACCGAGGCUACGUGCUCCAGUUCGCCGAAAUCAGCGUAUUACUAUUAUAGGCACAAUAUGAGCAAUCCAUCUCAGAGCAGCGCCGUGUCGCAUUUAGCUACCCUAUCGAGAUCACAAAUCGGUCAGAGUUCCUCAGGUUUAAGAUCGAAUUCACUACCACGAAGCGGUCGAACGUUGCCGCAGCAACCUGGUCUCAGGUCGGGCCUCAGCACGGUCGCGUCGGGCCUGAUCGAUCAAGAAGACAGCGACGGCGCUCUGUCGGCGCCGGAAUUGCCUUCCAUCAGGCGUGACAGAGGCAGGAUACCAUCCUCGCCGAGUGUAUUCACGUCGGACGAGUACCGCGCCUGGCUAAGCCGCACGCCGAGCACCAGCGCCCUUUACGAGCAGAUCAGAGCGACCACAAGUAGACCACCUCGUUACACAUACAGCGCUGAGAAUAUUCACGCAGCCGUCAAUCAGGGUGAUUACGGCAGUUACGGUGGGUACCGGCCGCUCUCGACCACGCUCGAUCGACUGUCGACGAGAUCGGCCUCGGCCCAGCAGGUCAAUCUCGCGAAUCUGAGAGCGUCGACGGCGAUCAGCUCGACGUCCCAUCGCGGUACAACGAAUCCGAGGCCAGCCUCGGUGGCUUCGAGCGCGCGCACAUCGCUGGCGGCCCAGAAAGCGUCGCUGACGAGCUCCGCGAGCCAACGGGCGACGUCGGUCAGGAGGCUCAGGAACCUGUUGGAUUUGGAGUCCACGAGGAGCAUACCUACCCCAACGCCUACCAGAACUCAGGGUCAAAUACUGCUAGAUAUUAAUCCUGCGGAGUUCCUCAAGUAUAAAAUAGAGAAGCCACCGACCGUGGGGACACCGAGCUCGACGAGUUCGCUUUUGAGCUCGCUCGGGGAAGCGGCCGGCGGCGAUUUGGCAAGUGGCGUUAGCGGAUUGUUAUCGGUACAUCUUUUGGCGGGGCGUGGCCUCCGAUCGACCACGACCUCAUCGGCUGCCACUACACCUUCCACCCCCUCAGGCCAGCCGAAUUUAGGUAGUUGCGGCUUGAGAGACUUGUAUUGCGUACUGGAGUGCGACAGGGUGCACAAAGCGCGCACGGUAGUGCGAACUGGCGAUUUAAUGUUUGAUUGGGAUGAAACCUUCGAGCUGGACCUCGUAGGCAAUCGACAGCUGGAUCUGCUCGUUUACUCUUGGGACCCACAGUACAGGCAUAAACUCUGUUACAAGGGAUCGGUGCAUUUAGCGAGCUUGCUAAAGGAGUCGCCUGAACAUCAGCUUGCCGUCAAGGUUGAGCCACGUGGCACAAUCUACUUAAAACUACGAUACACCGACGCCCAACAAACUUUCCGUCGAAGGGGUCUGCCGGUCAUAUCAUUAGCUACGAGGGUAGCGCCUCUCUUCGGGGUUGAUUUGGAUACAGUGGUAAGUCGAGAAACCAAGACUGGUGGAGUUCCCGGUGGAGUUUCUACAGCAUUGGCGAUGGGAAUUCCGAACGUUCCAAUUAUCGUGUGGCGUUGCGUCGAAGAGGUGGAGAGAAGAGGACUUGACAUUAUCGGUUUGUAUAGACUCUGCGGUUCGGCGACCAAGAAAAGGAUACUUAGGGAAGCUUUCGAGAGGAACGCGCGGUCCGUGAAUCUGUCGCCCGACAACGUGCCGGACAUCAACGUCAUCACCGGUGUACUGAAGGAUUAUUUACGAGAACUUCCGGAACCUCUUUUCACGAAGUGCCUCUACCAGAUGAUGGUCGACGCACUGGCCGUCUGUUUGCCGGACGAUCCGCAGGGCAACGCUAAGCUUAUGUUCAGUAUACUAGAUUGCCUGCCUAAGGUCAACAGAUGCACACUGAUCUACUUGCUGGAUCAUCUGGCGAUGGUAGUAUCACAGUGCAAUAAAAUGUCACCGGCGAGUCUCGCCGUUUGCUUCGGUCCGGUAUUGAUGUUACACUCGGAAGAAACCGGUCCUCCAAUGGAUUUCCAACAACCGAUUGCCGUGCUCAAAUAUCUGUUGGAGAUUUGGCCAGUAAAGUCAGUUCGGAAGACUUCUUCAGUCGUUUCAACACUUCCUCGAGUUACGCCAGUAGUCGAGCGCAGCAACAGUCAGCAGCAUCUGCAGCAGGCGCAGCAGCAAGUGCAGCAGCAGCUGCAGCAACAUGUGCAACUGCAGGGAACAUUGGGACGCACCGGGCUGCCUUGGCAGCAGCCACCCUCACUUCAUCAUCAACCGCCCCAAACUACGGCAGCCGCAAUCCUCGGACCCUCCAUUCGUCCUCCUCCACCACCGGUCAAGCCUCGACAGGUGAUAGUCUCGUCUCCCGGUUCACCUAGCAGCGAGGAGUCGGAGGCCUCGCCAGAGCCAAUUAACAAGGGCCUCCUGGGUAGUUUGAGUUACGAAAAGAACGACGAGACGGCGACGACGACGACGACAACAUCGAGCACGUCGGGCGGUGUUAGCGUCAACAGCGGCGUCGGCGCCGGUACGGGUGUCGGCAUUGAGCAGAUAACGCCUACGAGCAGCGUCGACACCGAGGAGGGCAAUCCCCAGCAUCUCGAGGAGGGCGAGAAAGGCGUCGAGGGUGACGUCGAGGCGAGCGACGACGAUCGACACCAGCACAUACCCAAGACGCACUAAUCAGGUGUGCGCAGUGAGUAACGGAGAGGCCACGGAGAGAUGACCAUUCACACGAGAACGUAGACGAAUUGGGGGCUGCUUCAUCGCUUCAUACAUGUAGUAGAAGUUAGUAGUAGUAGUGACGGACGACGAAAGACAAGUCGGAAAGAAAAAUUAGACCGAUUGGCUCGGAAAAUAAAUCAAAUUUGAAGAAAGCGACUUAGUUAAUUUCAUUGGAAUCGUUAAUUUUGUAGAGUCGUUCCGUAAAUAUUCUCGGGCUGUCAGGGCUGAUUGUUUAACUUUAAAUGCAAGACAGGGUGGAAGUGUUAAUUUUGCAAGGUGCUAAUAAUUGAAUGUAUCGAUUCGGGAGGAUCUUCGUUACGCACCCCAAUUGAGAGUUACGAUGGUUGAUUGAUUCCAGUUUAUUAUGUUGGAUACGCUUGCUUAUAUAUAAGAAGUUGUUAAAGUUAAAUGCAAAGAGGGUAAAUGCAAACUCGGUCGGACUUAGCUCGGUCAGUGUUGUUACAUUAUGCUGGAGUUGCUACGUAGUGAAAUAAAUAACUAGUAAAUUUCUCCUUCGAACGUCACGUCUCGAUUUAUCGCCACUUCUAGUCGAAAUUAAGUUUCGUAAGAAACGCGAUACACCCGUUACCGUUACGCAAUUAAGUAUAACCGUAAAAAGGUAACGCUAAUCGAGAGACGGUUCAGCGACCGAACGAAGAGACGUGGACUACUGUCGUUACUCAUCGUAGGAAGAUAUAGAUCGGGAAUCGAUAUACUAGAGAUCCCACCAGAAGCAACUGCAGCACGGGCUGAAGUGGCAGACAAGUGUCCCAAGGAGUCAAAGAUGGUUUACGUUACGUUAUUAGAAAAUCGCUGGGAAAGCGACUUACACAAUUCGAACACGUUCAAUCCUCCGGAGUUUCCACGAGAACACGUAAUGGCCUUUCAAGUAAUGAUCUCUCGAAGCAGAUGUUAGAUCGCAGAUGAAUUCAUCACGCGCACUUUACCUUCGAUGCCCUUUUCCGCGCCGUUAGGGAAGAAAAAAAAAGAAGGAGGAGGAGACCAACAUCAACACGGUCCAUAUGAAUAAACGACACACGAGACUCAAGCGAGCGAGCCGGUCAACGAAGAGACGCGCACGUGGUACAUAAUAUAAUCAGUUUAUAUGCGAUAUAUUAUAUAUAUACAUAUUAUAUAUACAUACGUAGACUAGUCACGAUAUUACGUGUGUGCUUUUGAUAAAAAACUAUUACUUGUAGCGUUAGCUAGCUCUCGUAUACAGAAGAAGCAAAAGGAUACACGAACAAACAAACUGACAAACCAACCAACAAACAAACAGCUGAACUAGAUAUACAUAAUAUAUAUAUAAAAAUGUUAUACAUACGUUAUGGGAAAAGCGCGAGGAUAUGGCGGCGUUUCUACAUGUCAACAAUAGAACACACACACACACACACACACACACACACACACACACACACACACACACACACACAAAAGCGGAUUCAUUUGCGUAUAGAUAUAGGGUAUCGGGCAAUCAACUGACUACUGUAUCAAUACCGGACGAUCGAUUGUCCGAGAUUGGGUCGCGGAUGAUUAAACCUGGGAAAAAGAAGCCGCCACGCGCGCGGGAGGAACUGACCGAAAACGAUAAUAAUUACGAAUAAACAGAGAAAACGGUUAAUUACCUAUACUUUUAAAGAAGGAAAAACGAGUAUAAAAAUACCCAGUAUUAUUAUACGUUUAAAACUGUAAAACGAUGAUUGAACGAGAGGCAGAGUGCGAGAAUGAGCAAAUGAGAGCGCGAGAGAGAAGAAAGAGAGAGAGAGAGAGAGAGAGGUGCGCAAAUGGAUGAUAAUAUAAAAAAUAACGAGCAAUUAGGGAAGAAAGAAGGAGAGUUAAAUAUAGACGCAGAUGUGUCGCCGCGAUCGUUGGAACCGAUCAAACGACAACUGAAAUCUCUAUCUCUCUCCCUCUCACGUUACAAUUAUUGCUGUAAUACACACCGCGCGAUUUCGCUCGUGGCUUGAUUCGCGAUGAAGAGAACAAGAAAAAUAUAAAGAGCACUGUAAUCUGUAUAAACACGCACGUAUAGAUAUAUAUUAUGUACAUCCGCGUAAUCACUUCUUUCCGCACAGUUAGCGUUACCGCGCGACAAGUAUUUCAAAAAGGAUUUGGAAUGAAGGGCAGGCAGGUUGACGGAGCGCGAGGAGGAUAAAGUUCUAAUUGAGUAGCCGCGAAAACCGAGAGUACUAAUUGUGUAUAGCUGAGUGUAAUGUGUACAUAUAUACUUAUACGAAACCGCCAUACGCAAUCCUAGCUGUAUUUCCAGCCCCAGACUGCGUGACUGUCGUUCGAUGAAUGGUUGCGUGAGUGUGCGUGCGUGCGUGCGAGUGAAUGCCGGGUACCAAGGUGUCUUCUUCCGUUUCUUUUUCCGGGGAUUUAGAAAUGAAUUCUUUUUAAAGUAGAAUCCGCAAGCCUUUCGUUCUCACAGCAGUUCUCUUUAACUAGUAUUAUUUGCGAGACGCUGACGUAACAUUUUUCCUACAAUUCUUCAAUUGUAGAUUACAGCUCUGAUACUUCAUGAUACUUUGAUUAUCCUUCUUUUAUUUUCGCAGAUGUAUUUUCAAAUUAGAUCGACUCAGAUUAAGAUGCUACGUAGUUCCUAUCAUCUCUACUCGCUCGUAGAGGAAUUGAAUAGUGUGACUUUAAAUAAAGCAAACGCAAAUCGUAUUGACAUUUAUCGUUGUUAUACGGGUUGGCGUUUUACCUUAGCACUUUUAGUGUCAUAGAAAAGAAAUUGUGGAUAUAUUGUAUAUAUUAUUUCGUAAAUAUGGUUGAACUACUCUUGUUCGUAUCCUUUAUGAGAAAUCUCUAUACGGUGUUGCGUGCGCUUUGGAAUUCGUACGUUCCAUAACGCGUAAGUUUAUGGGCCCACGUGAGGUCUUGGUUUUUUUCAAUUGAAAAUAAAUUGAAAAUUUUCACAUGAUCGACUUAGUACAUUUUAAAGGACAGACACAAAGAUGGUAUCCAGUGUUCCUCGCCGUCCUGAUUUUAGUAAUAAAUCGAUUAUAUGAAAGUGGGAGAAUGAGUGUGAGAGCAUGAUUAACAUUAAAUAUUAUACGUGAAAGCACACUGCCGCAAUUUUAUAUAAUUGACUGUUGUUAUACCUAUACCUAUACGUACAUAUAUAUAUUAUAUACAUGAUAUACAUACACACAUUAUAUAUAUAUACAUAUUAAUCAAGACUAAUGAGGCGCGAUACAUGUCAAUCGCAAAGAGUCCAGGAUAUGGCCAGUGAAUUAAUUUAAGGUUUCUUCCGCUAACGCGGAUUUUUAAUUCAAGAUGAAUUUAAUCCUUUUAUGGCACGGCGGCAAAAGUCAUGUUUAAUUCCUUUUACAGAAAUUUUGGAACGUUUUCACAGCAUACGGAAUAUCUAAGAUUUUUAGAUAUCUAAAUAACUAAAACGGUUUCCAGAUUUCUGUAUCUUGUUGAAAAAAAAAUACUGUCUAAGACUAUCCGAAAAUGUCUAACGAUAUUUAAGAUAAAUAAUUAUUAGAUGUCUGCCUGUGUAAAUUUGCGAUGAAACAUUACAAAGUCUUGAUAAGGUGUACAAUUUUUCGUAAAUUUCUUCCCUUCGAUGAAGGGAGAACGUGACAAAUGCGGCCGGAGGACCGGCAGGAUAGCGGAAUUAGAGGAAAUAUUACUUGUCGGGAUCUUCGCGCGUCCCGUGUCCGCAAUAAAAUGGUAAUGUAAUAAUUUUUCGAAAAUAUCCCUCUGUUUGCGCGCGCCAUAGACUGGAUGUAACGCGAGGGGUCCUUCGUGAGUCCUCGUAUCGCUCAUGCAGGAGAUAACCCCUUGAUCAAAUUGAGCUAAGCAAAGGAGAUAGCCAACAGAUGCAGUAAAUCGUGCUCUUGAUUUUCUCACACAAUCCCUACACUUUAUUUAUUAUGUUACUCCCCUUCGUAUCUCUUUCUUCAAUAUCGAAAAAGCAAAACGACAGGAAAUUAAGAUACGUUCCGAUCUCGCGCGAUCGAUUGGCCGUGUUGUACGGUCGAAUCUAAAUCUCUCGCUACGAUUUCAAGUAAUUUGCAGGAUCGGAUUUCAAAAGAGAACGAACACGAAGACUUAAACGGGUGGAGACGAAGAAGAAUCUGAAAGUUACGCGUAAUUACGUAAAAUUCGCGGAGACAGAAAGAAAAAUCAGUCGAGAAGACGUUCGAGAGUCAUGUAAGAAAUUCGUAGGAUUUGCUUAAUACAAUUGUGCAAAAAGAUGCUAGUAGCAAAAUAAUAAUAGAACAAUGAAAACAAGCAAGGGGCAUAAUGUCAAUAUACAAAUAUAAUUUUGUAACUUGCUCGCAUUACCUGAUUCUCUCUUGCGUGCAAUCGCGGUUUCAUUAAUCGACAAAUUAUUAUUAUUAUUACUUACGGAGGAAUUCGCGUUAAAAUGGAUCCAGAGACUUGUAUGCUCGAUUUUAGAACUCGUCUCGAUUGAAUGGUUUUGCACGUUUAUAUAAGAACUUUUAUAUAUACAUAUAUUAGAUAGUUUUUUUAUGCUAAAUAAUCGCGAUAUAAAGGGCACAGUUUUAUCGACAAUUGGAACAUUUUUAUAAAAUUAGUUGUAUCUCUAAUAUAACCAAUUAAAUCGUAACAAAAAUAUAACAUUUAUGGCUUCAUUUUAAUUUCUCAAACUAAUUAAUAUAAUUAGAGUUUAUUCAGCGCCAAAAAUUUUUUCUAAAUGUAUUUAUUAUUUUUAAGAAAUACCUAUGCCAGAAUUUUUGGCUAAACAAAUCGAUUUUUCGCUAAGAAGGACGGGGCGCACAAGUUUAAAUAUUCAACUUAAUAAUAUAUACUAUUGCUACUGCACAUAUAUUGUUUAUAAAUUAUAUAUGUAAUUGCACGCGAUAUUAAUAAUUACAUUAUAAGAUAUUCUCGGACAUUUUAAUACCAUGUCGUGGAUACAAGUCUACUGGAUCUUUGGAUCUUAGCAUUUACAUAUAAAUAUAUAUACAAUGGACCAUGUUUGUCAUACUGAAACAUUUCUAAAAAAAAAAGGAAAGAUAAGGAGAGAAAGAAAAAGAGAAAGAAAGAAAAACUAAGAAUUUUUUCAUGAUUUUUCUAUAAGUUAGAGCAGAACGUAGCGGGGCGUAUCGGUUUUUCUUCCGCGCUCCGACACCACAAAUUUCGUACAUAAAUAAACUACAAUUAUCGAACUUUCUACAACUACUAACAUUUGUACACUACACAUAUAGUUUUAGCUGUUUCCUAAAGCCAUUAAAUCGUCGCGAGGUUGACAAAUGUUACAUCUGCACCGGCAAUCGGUCCUUUAUAAAGGAAGCGAAAUCAUCGCGUCAUUUCGCUUCUUUUGCAAUCGAGUCUUUCCGAUUCCUUUCAAACAAACGGAAUCGUCAAAUAAAGCGAAUUAAUGUCCAUAAUGAUUUUAUUUAAAAAAUAAAUUUAAGAGAAAAUUCAAACGGGUGGAUUAAUCGCAAAAGCGGUUAUUAAAUAACCGACGGAAAAAAAUAUUUUGCAACAUCAUUAAUCACGCGUCGUUCGUUCAGAUAAUGACGGUGGUAUCGCCAAUCAUAACUUGAACCGCAAGAGUUUUUCACAAUCUGAGGAAAAUUCGAGAAUCGCCGGUGCGUCCGACUUUAUCGAGCGUUGUUCGAGCGAUCGAGCGGUGCUUGAAGGAAAACCUCGAGACGAUUUUUAGUAUAGCUACGAUUUACGUUGCUCUUCCUUCGUCCUUUCGAAUGCCGGGCGAUCCGCGGAGAAAUACCUUCCGCGACCGUGUAUCGCGGAAGAGUCGAAUUCCUCGAGUCACCGAUCGCGACACGAUGUGUGCAGACUGUUUAGCAUUGUAAAUAGUUGCCGGAAAAGUGAAGCAGAAAAAAGACAAGAAUAAUGUACUGUCAUUCCUUUUUGGUGCUCAACGACCCUAAACAGAUAAUAAUAGCUGAUAGUCGGUAUAUUAACGAUAAGCGUAGCCAUCCCGUUGACGCAAUCACGUUCAGUUUUAUGUCGAAGGAAAUUGAGAUUACGAUGGUGAAAACGCAAUACGCGUAAAGUAUCAAAUAUUCAUUGUUAAAUGUAUAUUAAUUAUUCUCAAGCUAUAUUAUCACAAUCAUAGUCUUUAAAGAUUUUUAUUUCACUCUCAAUUCCCCAUUUAUAAUUUUCUCUCUCUAUAUAUAUAUACAUAUAUAUGUUGUUGGUUAUAUUUUUAGUAUUAAUACUGACAUGUGCAAAUUUAAAAAUCUUUGCCAAUUGGGACUAGAGAGCCAGAACGCGCAAUUACGCUAUGACGUGGAAAAGUAUCGUUUUCACCAUCUCAUGCGGAAAUUUCUCUCGAGCUCGAGCUGCGACGUCGAGAAGGCGACGUUCCUUUCCCCGAGAGAAGCGUUUCUCGAGAGACAAGACGCUGUACAUAAUAGCGAUAAUAAUAAUAAUAAUAAUAAUUUACAUAAUCCGCGAAGCGCAAUUCUCGGGAGAAUUUCGUACGCGGAAGGAGUUGAGGUUGAAACUGGACGAGGGAGGUUGAGGAGGGAUGCGAAGACGCUGCUUGUAAAUAAUGAAUUUCAGUCUCAGUUGUCACGUGAACAAGACUUGAAUCGCGUAUCCGCAACAUGACGUUAAAGAGGAAGCGGGGCAAUGCACAUAGACACAUACACCUACACCCAAACCCACAUAUAUAUACACGUCAUGUAUAUGUACACCUGUAUUUUCGAGCGUAGCUUUUCUCGUGUACUUAUCAAAAUAUGUAUAUCAUUCAAAAUCGCUCUGAACACAUAUCCCAUCCAGAAUGCAUCCUAUUUAGGCAAACGUGUGAGUUGUAGAUAACUGUGAAUAAUGCCGGGAAAGAUUAUCAAACGGUACACCGAACGUGAUGGUUACUACCACGGUAUCAUGAUAUCAAAAUCGUACGAAAUAACGCUGAUUUAUAUUUUUGUCUCUAAAGGCUGCAAUGAUAUAAAUAAUUCAGUGAUACAAUUGAGGUCCAGCUUGUUCUUUUCAUUUGACUAGAUUUUUAUAAUAUAUACAAAGUUAUAUAGCAAAAAUUAUAAAUAUUAUUAAAUUUAUAUAACUGCGCUAAAAGCUAUACGAAAGAUAUUCACACAGACACCCCUCCCUCCCCCCACACAUUAAAAUUUUCAGAAACUUAAAAAAAAGCAAUUAAUGACAUAGAAUCUUACUCUGUAAAUUUCAUAGAGCGAAAAAUUGUAGUGGCAGUAUUUUCAUUCUACGAAAUUCAGAGAGUAAUUUGAAUUUAAACAAUAUAAAACCAUUCUCGUUCGAAGUAAUGUUUAAGAUUUUUUUCUCACGGCUGGUAUGUUACAGAACAAAAUUAUCGAAUAGGUACGCCUGGUCGUUUUCACCCUUUAUCGAGCAGGGGCAUCAUUAGGUUAUAGGGUUACCCUGAAGCUUUCAUCGUCCUACAUAUCAUAGAGAAACAAAGAGGAAAGACAUGUUUUUUUUUUUUUUAAAGAAAAAAACAGGCCUAUGAAGGAGAAUCUGCGGGCCCUCGAUAUGCCGUGAUUUGUAUUUAGGAUCGUGAGAAAACGGAGAGCGAGCGAAAGUGCGUUAGGGGUAAAACGAACAAAACAAAAUAGGCCUCAAUAACACUGUAUUAACUGUUAGAACAGUGAAUUGCGUUUCGUACGGUCGAGACGAAUGAGAAACACGCUUCUAGAAUUAAUCUCAGCUUCGACCUAGACCCGACAAUCAAUCGGGAAGCAUGUCUUGUACCUUGAACAAGAAAGAGUGAUCCUAAAAAUAGGCAAAAAAUCGUCUGUUUUCUGGACUUUGAAUUUCGAGCCAAAUUGUGUGCUAAAUAAAAAGUUUUUGAUGAAAUAUUACUCCUAGAAAAAUUUUAAGUCAAUUCUACUUUUCAGUUUUGAGAAAUGAAUGGUUCAAGUGGGGAAAGAAAGGUUUGAAAAACGGGUGAUAACAGACUAAAGUAGAAGGUACAUUCAUUUCGAGUCGGAGGUAAAGAUAUAGUGGACUUUCCAAACUAAAAACAAUAGAACCAGAUAACAGUGAUCAAAACUAAGAAGUGAAGUUUUUAAAAACUUUUAUUUAGCGCACAAUUUGACUCAAAAUUCAAGGUCCAGAAAACAGACGAUUCUUGGGGGGCAUUCUUUCUAUUUUUCAUUUUCUUGCUACGUAGCAUCCUCUUUUUCCUGACGUACCAAACAAAGUAGCCAAGACGUAGACGUGACGUGCAAAGCUCGGCGAUUUCACAGAAAGCUCCAGGAACUUUUAACAACAAAAACACUUGAAUCGCCCAUGUUUACUUGCAGCAUUGGAAUCCCGUCAAUAAACCGAUUUUUGCACGUCGACCGUACGAUUGAAGAUGUGUUUAAAAUUAUCCCGAGAGAUCUACAGUGACGCGCAGAGAUUAAUGCCGCGGCUGAAUUUCCACAUACUCUUUGCGAUGUAUAAUAAAAUGCGAAUUAGAUUGGACUUGGAUCGAGAGAGCCAGUACAAAUGAAAUUCUAAAUUAUGUUACUAAUAUUACUACCUACUCGGCGCCGAUUCGUUUUUGUUUUCACGCUUCAUCCAGCACGUAUGUAGCUCGCACAAAUCUACGGCUUCCAGUUUACGUGACGGAACCGAGCAUGUAACCGUUUCGACGAUCGUAAAAAAAAAAUUUCUACUUCACUUACUUCUUCCAGUUUUGUAAGAAAACAAGCGUGAAAAAAAAAGUGUAGAAAAAAAAAAUUAAAAUUCGUUCGGCGUUCCGCCAGGCAUCGUCUUCGCGCGAUUGGCGACGACCCUCAUUCCUCGACCGUGUCAUCGCUCGCAUUUUGCGAAAACGUCGCUUUAUGUGGCAAUCAAUUACAUUAUCUUUCUCACAUCCGCUGUGCUGUGUGAGUCGCCGCAACUCUUUAGUCGAAUCCUUAAACAGAUGUAAACACAGAGGCGCGUUUGUUCUCCCGUAAUCACACUAUAUCAUAUGCGUGUAUCAUUGCGAACACUAUAUCAUUAUCGAUCAUAAUCGCGCGAAGAGGAAAGUGGGGCGAAAGAUUGAUUAUUCCUAGUGCUUAGGGACAAGCCUGUAAACUCUCUGUUAGUCAAACCUCGAAGAUAUAGUGCGAAUGUGCAGCCACACACAAACACACACACACACACACAAAGUUACUAAAUGUAUCAUACACAACUGCUGAACGGGAAUAUGCAAGACGUUAAUUACCGUCGAAGAUCUAAGAUUCUAUUUUCGAUCGAUCCUUCCUAUUCGCGUACUCGUAAUUCAAAUUUUUCUUUCGACUCGAGUCGCGCCAAGUGUGUGACGGCAAGUAAGAAAUGACCAAAAAAAAAAAAAACGAGAGAGUAGCGCAUAACGAUAAGUACAAUAAUACAAUAAAUAACCAGAGAUAUCGGGGAUUACAAAAUAGAAUUAUUUUCUAUAUAAUUAGAAAUACUCUGAAAAUUAAAGAGAGAUAUCCCGUUUCUUAUAUAAUUUUUUUUUCUAAUAACAAUAAAUUAUCACAGAAAGAAUAUACAAAACACUCAAUUAUAUAUAAUUACGAAGUAAAACGAAUUAAUAAUGUACUGCAGACGGAUAUAAAUUCAUUAAAUUUAAGUAACAACGUUGUCAAAUUCUUUUAUACCGAAUAUAUCAGACUGCUAAUUAUAAUAUCAGUUGUAAUAAUUAUACGGAAUACAAAGAUGACAUGUAUGCUAUCAAGAUUGUAUCGCGAAAAAAACGAUUUGAAGUAAAUCAUGAUAAUCGGCGAGUAAUCGACGUCUAAGAGACUAAGCGAACUAUAGUUGUUAAUGUAUAUUGAAAGAGCGAAAGGUAGAGAAUGCAUCUGACGAGAGAAUGCGGAAAAGAUGGCGAGUAAGAGAUGGCGAUCGCGAGGAAAGGGAGGGGGAAGAGAGAUAUAACAUAUAAAAAACAGAAAUAAAAUUGCAUUACCGAGCGAUUAAAUCGUUCUAAUGAUUUGAGAAUUCUAAGUCUACAAAUAUAUUUAUGACGGAGAGAGAAAAGACAGAAGCGGAGAGUGAAAGUGAAGCGAAACGGAGGAAGCGACAGUAGAAGCGACUGUAAGCAAAAAAAGUGCGAGAGAUAUAGAUAUAAAUAUAUAAAUGUAAAAGAAAAAAUAAUAUGGAGGAAGGUAUAAAUAUGACGAAGAAUAAAAAAAACGGGGACAGGGAGAGUGAAAGUGAAACGAAAGUGAAAAGAAAAAGAAACUCGACGGGGGCACUAGAAGAUGGUAGUGCAACUUAUACGAGCAAGUAUAUCUAUCAGUAUUUACACAGUACUCGAAAAUUAUCAUCGCGACUUAGAUGAAUAUUAUUGCCAGCAUUUAAAUAAUUUUACUUGGAUUCUUCUAAUCGAAACUGCAUUAAAAGUAAACAAAAAAGGAGCAAGAAAGGAGCAAGGGGGUAGAGACAAAGAGAUAGAGAGAGAGAGAGAGAGGAGAGAGAAAAGGCGAAAAUAUAUGUGCGCGUAAAAAGAAACGGCUGAAAAGCGAGAGCGAGUGGGGCGAACGAAGAAUCGUAGUAAAAAAGAGAGAGCAAAAAGAGAACGAUUACCGUUGAUCGCUAUAUCAAGCAAGUAGAUGUAUAUUUAAGAGUAAACGAAAAAAAAAAAAAUAGUAGCGUGUCGAUAUAUUAGCGUUAUAAUUGCGUCGCCGCGUCUCAUGUCAGACCAUUGGCCGCUUAUGCGAACCGAUAAAUACGCGAGGAAGAAAGAUGUAGAGAAAGAAAGAAAGAAAAUAUGAAAAUUUACUAUCGAAAAGAUGAGAACUGAUUGCGUGUGUGUAUGUACGAGUACAUGGAAAAAAUGCGUCGAUGAACGAGAUAUACAAAUGUGUCAAUUGUAAACCGUGCGUCCAGCCUUAACGUGUAUUUUAUAAGAUUCAAUUUUUUUUCUUUUAAUUGAUCAGAUAGCUGCACGUGAUUUGUGAUUUGUGUAUUACGAUACAAGUAUACGGUACAAAGUAUUACGACAAAGAUUUAUGAUAUCGGAGAUAUCAUGUUUCAUAAUUUUAUAAUCUACGCAGACAGAUAUUUCGUAAUCAUAAAAACAAUUGCCGUCAUCAAUUUAUUUCCGUUUAAUUUGGAAGUUACUGGAAUAAGUAACGUUUGCCUGAGUUUAAAAUAAAAUUUCCAGUUUAAACGAUGUAUUUUUCUUCAGGCUUAUUUCGACGGAGAAAAAAUGAUUGAUAAAUGCAAUGUCCGUAGGGAAAAACCGUUAAGGCUGAACGCAUCUCAAGAAAGUGCAGUGUGCAGAUACGAGUUGACUUUAACACCAAAGAAACGAAAAGAAUUUCUUGCAAUACGAAAAUUAUGCCUUUAGAGGCUCCUCUACGAUAGGUUGAUGAUUAUCUUGCGUCGAACACAUUUUGACGUAACGAAAAAAACAAAAAUGAGACGAGAUUCGUUAAGUGUCUUGCGAAUUCGCGCCAAUUUGCGCUGAAGCAUAGAUUUCGUUUUCUAGAUAGAAUUUAGUGUAUUAAACAUUUAAAUUUUUUUCGUCGUUGUUAUUAGGUUUCCGUUAAGUUUGACGAUUCGGAGACGAUUCGCUGCGAUUUCAUUGCGGGAGGGAAAUCGUCAAAAUCGGAGAAAAUUAUACCGUCGCGAAUGCUUGGAUGACUGAUUUUUUUCCUCGAUUGUUAAUCUGAGUGAGCUUUGUCGUGUAUAUCGUGUGCGACGCGAUAUACGAUAAGAACUCCAGGUUUCGCUGUUUAAGCGACGCUUAAGUCGGUGUCGGAUUCGCGCCAGGUCCAACGCGCGAGUCCAACGAUACGCGAACACAAAAGCCGAUUCGUUAGCCGAUUAUACAUAUAUACAAAUAUAUAAAAAGGGAAAAGAGAAUCAACAGUAGAUAUAGUAGAGCGUGACAACUUCAAAGGGGUAAUACUACCGUUGUUCCGUUGAUUGUUUUCAUAGAUUUUAUUGCAUCGCGACCGCGUCGAGCCAUCCGCGAUCCGGGUAGCAAGCACAAAAGUAUAAAUCGCUCCUUAAUCGCGGAUACGAUUAACUCAUUGCCGUUCUCAAUGAAUAACAUAACGCGCGCUGCAAUACGUGUCAAUGAUUUCAUUUGAUCGUGGCCCCGGUGUUCGAUCGCCCCGAGAUCGAAGCCGGUCACGUUCGGCAGUAAUUGACAAUCGACAUGAUCGAUAACGUUGCUUAAAUUAGGCAAAAAAAAAAAACGAAUUUAAAAACUCGAAAAGUACUUUCACGUUUGUUAAGUUUCAGCGCGUGACUUUCUUAGAUGCGCCAUCCGUAAAAUAGAAAAUAAUUAUAUGUACAUCAAUAAAAUUCGUUUUUGGUGACAAACGGAAAAAAAAUGGAAGUUUAGAAUUAAACGUCGAUAAAAUAAAGCAUAAAAAUCACAAUAUCUGUAAUACCUUAAUUUGUUGCGCUUGUACAAUAUUAAUUAUAUUUUACGAGCGACACAAUACGACGUAAAAGAGAGCGAAAGGUACAUUGAUUUUUCACUGGAGCUGCGCGUUUGUUUCGAAAAUAAAAUAAAAAAAACAUGACCGCCGAUCAUCCAUGAGUGAAAUACGUCGAGGGAUCGAUAGAGUUCAUAGAUUAUCACUUUGGAGGAGAAUUUCCCUCUGUAUUUCCCCCUCGGAAACGAGCGAUCGAUUGCGAUCGACGGAUUUAGUCAAUUAGAGAAUCCCUUGGAAUAUUUCCCAUGGAUGGAUCUGGGUGAUCGCGACGAAAUCACCGAAGACUAGAAAAAAAUGAAAGAUAUAUAGAUAUAUAUAGAUAAAUGUAUAUGUAGUAUAUAUAUAUAUAUGUCGGAUGUACACAGGCAUGUAACAAAGUAUCGAGCGCUUUUGAAGGAUCAAUCGCGCGAGAGAGCGCACGCGACGCGGCCGCGGCUAGCCAGGACUAUUUUUCUAAGUUGCAAAGUAUAAUAAAUUAACGACGUGUUGCAUUAUCGUUACUAGAGUAUAUUAUAAUGUAUAUUGAUAUUUUAACUAGGCGAGAUAAGUAUGAGAUAAUGUUACGAGCGAGUA
This is a messenger RNA of Monomorium pharaonis (pharaoh ant), 20409 nucleotides long. It is a transcript of the gene RhoGAP100F, whose product is annotated as rho GTPase-activating protein 100F. The transcript is spliced from 20 exons. Gene Ontology annotation, biological process: signal transduction. The coding region runs from base 3290 to 7453 and encodes 1387 amino acids. Gene Ontology annotation, molecular function: protein binding. The record is from RefSeq and is a predicted model, not a curated record. NCBI's taxonomy places the organism in Eukaryota, Metazoa, Arthropoda, Insecta, Hymenoptera, Formicidae.